Messenger RNA from Lathyrus oleraceus (garden pea), 1230 nucleotides. RefSeq lists its product as uncharacterized. Gene Ontology annotation, cellular component: nuclear exosome (RNase complex); cytoplasmic exosome (RNase complex). The coding region runs from base 199 to 921 and encodes 240 amino acids. Gene Ontology annotation, biological process: U4 snRNA 3'-end processing; poly(A)-dependent snoRNA 3'-end processing; TRAMP-dependent tRNA surveillance pathway. The record is from RefSeq and is a predicted model, not a curated record. Gene Ontology annotation, molecular function: RNA binding. Lineage: Eukaryota; Viridiplantae; Streptophyta; Magnoliopsida; Fabales; Fabaceae. The transcript is spliced from 10 exons.
UAAAAUAGUAGUUAGUUAAACCCUAAAACCCUCAGUAAAUUUGGCGUGCCGUUUCCUUCAACUAUAAUAGCAGCGCCACCCGUUUCCUUCAACUACAAUAGCAGCGCCACCGUAAUUCAAACACUCCGGUUUAAAUCGAAAGUUAUUUGGACUUCUAAAAGCCAUUUUUUCUACAUCCUGCUCUUAUUCCUCUAUUAAAUGGAAACUAAAACCUCCAAUUCCUCUACAAACUUAGUAGAUCAAUUAGUGUAUCCUGGAGAUGUGGUUCUUGACCUCUCUAGCAUGACAAACCAAACUAUUAAGCUCGGAGGCGGUCUACGUCAGGACGGUGAUGUGAUUUCUGUAACGAAGGCCGGCAGGCUUAGGUUCUCCAAGCCAAAUAAAUAUUGGGUUGAAAGUUCUCAAAAGAGGUAUGUGCCCCGUCCAGAGGAUUCGGUUCUAGGAAUUGUUGUUGACUCCAGAUCAGAUAACUUUCUCGUGGAUAUAAAAGGACCUGAAUUAGCAUUUCUACCAGUGCUUGCAUUUGAAGGAGGAACAAGAAGAAAUAUACCUAAGUUUGAGAUAGGUGCUUUGCUCUAUGUACGCGUUGUGAAAGCAAACCCUGGAAUGAAUCCGGAGCUGUCAUGCACUGAUGCCAGUGGGAAAGCAGGAGAGUUUGGUGCCCUAAAGGAAGGCUAUAUGUUUGAGUGUUCAACUGGUCUCUCAAGAAUGCUUCUCAGCUCACCCACAUGUCCGGUACUUGAUACUUUAGGGAAGAAACUCUCUUUCGAGAUAGCAGUUGGCUUAAACGGACGUGUUUGGGUCAAUGCCUCGUCUUCGUCUACAACCAUCAUUGUAGCUAAUGCACUCAUAAACUCAGAGACGUUGAGUGGUGUCCAACAGAAAAUAAUGGCUGAGAAGUUGCUGCAGAGAGCCCAGUGAUCAAGCUAAUCGCACGCCUAUACAUUUUGUCUUCCCAAAUACCAGCCCUUCUGCAGGGCAAGGGCAAUCUAUGAUACUACAACCACUAGCUAAAUGCACAAAUGUAUUUCAACUCAUUGGCUGUUCAAUGCAAGUUACAUGGCAUUUAUAUAAAAUGAUGUGUCAUGUAUUAUUUGUUACUAGGAGUUUAAUUUUCCAUAUUUAUUAUAAAUUGUUAUUUAUAUUGUCCAUUCAUAGAUAUACUAUACUUGCAGUGUUUGCCUAAUUUAAAAUGCGAUGGUAUAAUAUUCUGUUAGUGUUGCUGUUCUA